AUGCAUUCCAACAAGAGUAUUGCGAGUUUUCAGCAAUUCGCUAGCGGAAAGUGGAAUUUCGGCUCCCGUGUAGCAGCGUCAACAAAGCGCCCGUCGCCAUGGCGGCACACCUAUUCGACCUCGGUGUCAAAAUCAAAUCAAGGCGAGAAGGAUCCACAGAGAAACAAACAUUUCAUCUAUGAGAAUCGCUCGCAGCAGAAUGUUCGACAAUCAGAAAAACAGACACCACCUACCAGCACCGCACAGCAGCAGAGACCGAGACCUUUAGAUGGUAUCACAGUUAUUGCUCUUGAGCAGGUGAUAGCCGGUCCAUAUUGCACUCGCCAACUAGCUGAGAUGGGAGCUCGAGUAGUUAAAAUUGAACGGCCCGGAAAAGGUGACUUUGCACGAUCUUAUGACAGCCGAGCUGCUGGGCUGUCUUCUCACUUCGCGUGGACGAAUCGCUCAAAACAAAGUCUUGCGCUGGAUAUCAAGAAAGAGGAAGAUAUAACUUUGCUAAAGAGGCUGAUAACUAAAGCGGAUGUCUUCCUGCAGAAUCUCGCCCCAGGAGCUGCUCAUCGGUUGGGACUGAGCUAUGAAGAGUUGCGCAAGACGAAUGAGAGACUGAUUGUGUGUGAUAUUUCUGGUUAUGGAGCCGAUGGGCCCUACAAGAAUAGAAAGGCUUAUGAUUUGCUUAUUCAAGCAGAGGCCGGUGUACUCAGUGUGACUGGGACAGAAGUCACGCCUUCAAAAAUGGGUGCAUCUAUCGCAGACAUAGCCGCAGGCAUGUAUGCUUAUAGCAAUAUCAUGGCUGCGUUGCUGGUGCGAGCCAAGUCAGGGAAGGGGUGCAAAAUUGAUGUCAGCAUGUUAGAGUGCAUGGUUGAAUGGAUGGGCUUCCCGCUAUAUUAUGCAUACGAUGGAGCCAGUCCACCACCAAGAGCAGGCGCCUCACACGCCAGUAUCUACCCCUACGGUCCUUUCGAAGCAAAAGACGGAACUGUAAUGCUCGGCCUACAAAACGAGCGAGAAUGGGCCAGCUUCUGCACCAAAGUCCUCGAGAAACCAUCCCUCACAACGGAUCCUCGCUUCGCGGGCUCCAACGCUCGAUCAGAAAACAGAGCGGAACUCAAAAAGAUCGUCGAAGACGUGUUCGCAAGCAUGAAUACCGAUGAAGUAGUGCAGAGACUUGAUGCUGCGGCAAUUGGGAAUGCUAAGGUCAAUGACAUGAAAGCUGUGUGGCACCAUCCGCAGCUGCAAGAGCGAAAAAGGUGGACCGAGAUUAGAACGGAGAUGGGGAAGAUGAGAGUUAGUAUUCCGCCAGCUAUUCCGAGUAACGUCGAUCCAAUCAUUGGGCCCGUGCCGAGGGUUGGAGCUCAUAACGAGAAGAUCUUGAGAGAGCUUGAGGAGGGGAGUUUUGGGAAGAAGCAUUACCAACAUCCACGUAUAUGA
Molecule: messenger RNA, 1428 nt
Organism: Cadophora gregata
Lineage: Eukaryota; Fungi; Ascomycota; Leotiomycetes; Helotiales; Ploettnerulaceae
Exons: 2
Coding region: 1-1428 (475 amino acids)
Molecular function (GO): catalytic activity
Source: RefSeq, a predicted model, not a curated record